AUGGUCUUUGCCUUCGGCCGCGACUCCAGCAGAGAUGGCUUCUGUACCAUCAGAACAGACAUGGACCGGCAGCCGAAGUGCAACGGAUGCCGCAGAGUCGAAGCGCUGCUGCGCUACGGCAAAGAACACGUCCCAGUGGGAUCGAGUUCGAAGCCAGUGCUGUUCCACAGCGACUACCGGGAGCUCGAAUACUGCGCAGAGAAAUGCAGCACUUGUCGCGUCUUUCGCCGUAGCCUGAUACUCAACCAGGCCACCUUCGCGCAAGUCGAGGCGCUGGCGGCGCCGGCGCAACAAGUCCCGGUGUGGGCAACCAUCGAGCACGGAGAACUCCGAGUGAGCUUACAGGAAGGUGCGCGAUCCUCCUGUCGGGCGAGCAUGAAAGUCAAAGCAAUAUUGAGUGAGCCAGCUGAGAUGGCAGAGCGCUCACUUCCGACCCUCGCGUCGGAAGACCGAGUUUCGGCGCAGAUCCAGGCCUGGGCGAAAGGCUGUCAAACACAACAUUCAAACUGCGGCAACCUCAAUUGGUCUCAUAGGAAUCCCACGAGGCUGGUCCAGAUAUUGUCAGGUUCUUCCAUCAGGCUCGUUGACACUCGGGAGGUGGACUUUUUGCCAUAUAUCGCUCUGAGUUAUUGCUGGGGGCCCGAUCAAGAGCCCGAGAAGGAGUCCGGUGCUGAAACAAAGACCGUAAAGACAAACUACACCCAACGCAAGAAACCGUUCUCCAUAACGGACCUCCGGAAAACCCUUCAAGACGUUAUCCUUCUAGCAAGACGCGUUGGCGUACAGCACGUGUGGAUCGACUCCGUGUGCAUCAUUCAAGACGACAACGAAGACUGGAGGACCGAGGCAUCGUCAAUGGCGGAGGUGUACAGCAACGCAUAUUUCACACUAUGCGCAGUCGCAGUAGACAACGCUGACGCAGCACUGGACCGACCCCGAGAAGCCUGGAGAUAUCCAACCGAGCCGUGCCGGCUCGACGGGCGGAAUCUCGCAGCUUCAGGUCCGCCUCUGCAUGAGCUCAAGCGUCGCGCGCCAUACUCGACCCGGGCGUGGAUCCUGCAGGAAGAGAAACUCUCGCCCAGGAUCCUGUACUGGACGCCACAGCGGAUGUACUGGUCCUGCGCAACGCAAAGGUUCGAGGAGGGCGCGCAAAGUCGGAGACGACGCCCUGAAGUGGCUGAUGAGAAGAGCUCUACACAGGCCUUCCUCCGCGCCUCGCGCGAUGGCGUGAACCUGCACCCGUAUUGGAAGGAUAUUGUAGAAGACUAUACAAGAAGACUGUUAACAAGUGCAAAGGACAGGUUCCCCGCCGUGUCGGGUCUUGCCGCGAAGUACCAACUGCUGCAGGACGAGGAUGAAUUCCUAGCCGGCCUCUGGCGAAACACCGUGGCCGAAGACCUUGCCUGGUCCGUUGAGUCGGUUCCGCCGCCGGACCGGCAGCGGGAUCGAAUACAAGGAAUUCCUUCCUGGUCGUGGGCAUCGCUCCGCUUGGGCACACCAGUCAAGAUGAGUCGCAACUGGCUUGCCUGCAACUCGUUCAUCUUCCUAGAGGCUCAGAGCGGACAACAGGAUCUGGUUGUACCUCUUCCGCUCGAUGGAGUCGCACCAGUGGACCGUGCCAUCCAAAGGAUCCAGAUAGGAGCCCACGUCACGAGCAUUAAGGUGCGAGGCCGAAUGCGACCUCUACUGCGGGCAAGCUCGGAGCAACGCCUCUGGUCAGACGUGAGUAGUCGUUCGGCAACACAGGAGGGGACUUUCUCGUUUGCGCGCUUCGUCGACCGGAACAUUCACUGCAUCGAGCCGAGUAGGGGACGGCUUCUAGUUUACGAAUCGCAGAGACGCGAGACGGUGUAUCAGCUGGACUAUCUGUCAGAUACCGAGCGGGUGCUUUCCCGGAUGGGCCACCUGCAGUGCCUCGAGGUGGGUGCGCAUACGAUACUGCUUGUAGAAGAGUGUGAAGGUGCUGAGGAGCCGGUGAAGUCGUGUCGGCGACUAGGACUAUCUUUGGGCUUGACAAGGCAGGAUUUCUUUGGGAGCGCUCUCUUGGGGACGUGUCACUUAGUAUGA
Molecule: messenger RNA, 2067 nt
Organism: Anthostomella pinea
Lineage: Eukaryota; Fungi; Ascomycota; Sordariomycetes; Xylariales; Xylariaceae
Source: the annotation of a GenBank genome assembly